Messenger RNA from Leptosia nina, 5550 nucleotides. Lineage: Eukaryota; Metazoa; Arthropoda; Insecta; Lepidoptera; Pieridae. The record is from the annotation of a GenBank genome assembly.
AUGCUGGGGUCUCUUUACACUUUGGGAACAGAUGUAUCUCUUACACACGACAGAAAGUAUCUUAAAACUGAAAUUGAAAGGCACAAGCCCGCUUUGGGUUCAUGUCUUGGCGCAUUUAGUUCAACAUUCCCUGUGGCAUUUUUGGAGCCACAUCUCAACAAACACAAUCAGUUUUCGCUGCUGAACCGUAUAGCAGAUCAUUCGUUGGAGGCGCAAGAUAUAAUGGCGAAGAUGGAGCAAUCGAUGCCAACCCUGGAAACAAUAUUGAACGAGGUAGACCACUUUGUGGAGUCAGAUAAGACGUACAGCGAAGCUCCACAUAUCAUUGAUGUAGUUUUGCCAUUGUUAUGUUCCUACUUACCAUUUUGGUGGGCUCAAGGACCUGAUAAUGUUACACCUACUGGCGGAAACCACGUAACCAUGGUGACAGCGGAACACAUGAACCAGCUCCUCAAGAAUGUGCUUAAACUCAUUAAGAAGAACAUAGGAAACGAAAGCGCUCCCUGGAUGACCCGUAUCGCGACGUACACACAACAGAUUAUAAUUAAUUCAUCGGAGGAGCUGUUACGGGAAUCGUUCCUUCCUUUAGCGGAGCGGGUUAGGAAGAGGACUGACAAUAUGUUCCAUAAGGAAGAGAGCUUGAGAGGAUUUAUAAAAUCGUCAACAGACGAUACAUCGCAAGUAGAGUCACAGAUACAGGAAGACUGGCAGCUGUUGGUUCGUGACAUUUACUCGUUCUACCCACUUCUUAUCAAAUACGUCGAUUUGCAGAGGAACCAUUGGCUGAGAAAUAAUGUGUCAGAGGCGGAAGAACUCUACAAUCACGUUGCUGAAAUAUUCAAUAUAUGGUCGAAGAGUCAGUACUUCUUGAAGGAGGAGCAAAACUUCAUUUCCGCCAAUGAAAUCGACAACAUGGUAUUGAUAAUGCCUACAGCGACUAGAAGAGUGACCACCGUUGCGGACGGAGCCCCGCAAGGUGGUGGAAAGAAAAAGAAGAAGCACCGUGACAAGAAAAGAGAUAAGGACAAAGAAGUACAGGCUUCGUUAAUGGUUGCUUGUCUGAAGAGGCUUCUGCCAGUUGGUUUGAAUCUCUUCGCUGGUAGAGAACAAGAACUGGUUCAGCAUUGUAAGGAUCGUUUUUUGAAGAAAAUUUCAGAACAAGAUGUAGCAGAGUUCGCCAAAACUCAACUUACACUGCCAGAUAAAAUCGAUCCAGCAGACGAGAUGUCGUGGCAGCACUAUCUUUACAGCAAACUAGGUUCGAAAAGUAAGACCACGGUCACUGUGGACACUGCUGAAAACAAAGCCAAGAUCAUCGACGACACAGUGGAGAGGAUUGUCGCUAUGAGCAAAGUUUUAUUCGGAUUGCAUAUGAUCGACCACCCCCAACAAAUGAGCAAGAACGUAUACCGUUCUGUUGUGUCCAUACAACGAAAGCGCGCUGUCAUCGCCUGUUUCCGUCAGACUUCUUUGCAUUCUCUACCAAGGCAUAGAGCAUGUAACAUCUUCGCCAGAACAUAUUAUGAACUAUGGCUAGAAGAAGAGAAUAUUGGACAAGAAGUAAUGAUAGAGGACUUAACGCAAUCAUUUGAAGACGCAGAGUUGAAAAAGAGUGACGUGGUAGAAGAAGAAGGAAAACCAGAUCCUUUGACGCAGCUGGUCACCACAUUCUGUCGAGGUGCUAUGACGGAACGAUCUGGCGCGUUACAGGAAGAUCCAUUGUACAUGUCGUAUGCACAUAUUAUCGCAAAAUCAUGUGGAGAGGAAGAGGAAGAAGGUGGUGAAGAGGAGGAGGGAGGUGGUGAACCAGAAGGUGAAGAUGAAGGAAAAUCUAGCAUACACGAGCAAGAAAUGGAAAAGCAGAAGCUAUUAUUUCACCAAGCACGCCUUGCUAACCGCGGUGUAGCUGAAAUGGUGUUGCUACAUAUUUCCGCUUCGAAGGGCGUUCCCAGCGACAUGGUCAUGAAAACUUUGCAGUUGGGGAUCUCUAUUUUGAGAGGUGGCAACAUCGAUAUCCAAAUGGGUAUGCUCAACCAUCUCAAAGAUAAAAAAGACGUGGGCUUCUUUACAUCAAUAGCUGGAUUAAUGAACUCCUGUUCUGUUCUCGACCUGGAUGCAUUUGAACGAAACACGAAGGCCGAAGGUCUCGGUGUUGGACUAGAGGGCGCUGCUGGUGAGAAAAACAUGCAUGACGCAGAAUUUACCUGCGCGCUAUUUAGAUUCAUACAGCUUACUUGCGAAGGACACAAUCUUGAAUGGCAAAACUACCUUCGUACGCAAGCUGGUAACACUACAACCGUUAACGUGGUCAUUUGCACAGUAGAUUAUUUGCUACGGUUGCAAGAAUCGAUCAUGGACUUCUAUUGGCAUUAUUCAAGCAAGGAAUUAAUAGAUCCCGCGGGUAAAGCAAACUUCUUCAAAGCGAUUGGAGUAGCAUCCCAGGUGUUCAACACUCUCACUGAAGUCAUACAAGGUCCUUGUACUCAGAAUCAACAGGCUUUAGCGCAUUCCAGAUUAUGGGAUGCUGUUGGCGGUUUCCUUUUCCUAUUCUCGCAUAUGCAAGACAAGUUGUCAAAGCACUCCUCACAAGUCGAUCUUCUAAAGGAGCUCCUCAAUUUACAGAAGGACAUGAUCACAAUGAUGCUUUCCAUGCUUGAAGGAAACGUUGUCAAUGGAACAAUUGGAAAGCAAAUGGUGGACACACUCGUAGAGUCGGCAUCAAAUGUAGAACUGAUUCUGAAAUACUUCGACAUGUUCCUGAAAUUGAAGGAUCUCACCUCGAGCGCUAGUUUCAAGGAAAUCGACGCGAAUAAUGACGGUUGGGUGACGCCGAAGGACUUUAAGGAGAAGAUGGAACAACAGAAGAGUUAUACGCCAGAAGAGAUUGAGUUCCUUCUGGCCUGCUGUGAAACGAACCAUGACGGCAAGCUGGACUAUGUUGGCUUCUGUGACCGGUUCCAUGAACCGGCGAAGGAAAUCGGUUUUAACUUAGCUGUACUGCUGACCAACCUAUCCGAACAUAUGCCAAAUGAACCCAGAUUAGCUCGAUUCCUGGAGACAGCUGGUUCGGUUCUCAAUUACUUCGAACCAUUCUUGGGCAGGAUCGAAAUUAUGGGCGGAUCCAAACGUAUAGAGCGAGUCUACUUUGAGAUCAAAGAGUCUAAUAUCGAGCAAUGGGAGAAACCGCAGAUUAAGGAAUCAAAACGCGCGUUCUUCUACAGCAUAGUAACUGAAGGAGGUGAUAAGGAAAAAUUAGAAGCGUUCGUUAAUUUCUGUGAGGACGCCAUCUUUGAAAUGACGCAUGCGUCUGGAUUAAUGGCGGCUUCCGAAGAAUCUGCGAGUGGACCAAAGAAUAGGGAGGCUGCAUAUACCUAUUUGGGUGAUGAUGAUGAAGAGAGAGCGGGAAAAGAUCCAUUCCGCCGCGGCUUCCAAUCAGUGAAGGAUGGAAUAUCAACAGCGUUCUCGUCCCUAUCUCCGUCGAACAUUAAGACUAAAAUUGCAGACAUGCAACAGAUGCCACCCGGGCAACUCUUGCUGGGCUUCUUCAAAUUGUUCUUCUACUUAUUCUACUAUAUUGGCUAUGGAUUUGUCAUCGUUUUAAGGUACAUUUUUGGUGUAUUACUCGGUUUGAUGCGAGGGCCUCAUGUGGAGGAGCCACCUCCUCCAGAACCAACAGAGGAGGAGAAAAUCGGUCAGUUCAAACACAGAUUGCUAACACAAAGUCCAUCGCGUCACUUACCCGCGUUACCAGCUGCUGAUGAUACAGGACAAAUGCAAGUCUCCGCAUUCGGUUUGGAUAUUACUAAAGAAGACAAUGGCCAGCUACAAGUUAAACCUCAUGAGUCUCCUACUGCAUCGACGCCAUCUUCCGGUGAGGAAGCGGAAGUUUCGUUAGACGAAAGCGUAGAGCAUUCAGAAGAACAGCAACCUCCCUCACUUAUCGAUCUACUUGGCGGGGAACAAGCGAAGAAACAAGCCCAGGAACGAAUGGAGGCGCAGGCAGCACAGCAAGCAGCAAUGUCCGCCAUCGAGGCAGAGAGCAAGAAGGCAGUACAAGUUCCCGCCCCAUCUGCGCUCUCUCAAGUGGACUUGUCGAAAUACACGAAACGGGCAGUUUCCUUCCUCGCGAGAAACUUCUACAACCUGAAGUACGUGGCGUUAGUUCUUGCGUUCUGUAUCAACUUCGUGUUGCUCUUCUAUAAGGUAUCUACUCUGGAUGGUGAUAAGGGUGAAGGUUCCGGCAUUGGCGACAUAAUCAGUGGUUCCGGAUCAGGUCAAGGAUCCGGCAGUGGUGAUGGCAGCGGUGAAGGAGGAGACGACGAUGAUAGCUUAGAGGUUGUCCAGAUAGAUGAGGACUUUUUCUACAUGGAACACGUUAUAAACAUGGCUGCAGCCCUACAUUCGAUCGUUUCGCUUGCGAUCCUUAUUGGAUAUUAUCAUCUCAAGGUACCGCUAGCCAUAUUUAAACGAGAGAAAGACAUAGCUCGCCGCCUGGAAUUCGAUGGUUUGUACAUAGCAGAACAGCCUGAAGACGACGACCUCAAGAGUCACUGGGAUAAACUCGUUAUAUCUGCCAAAUCUUUCCCAGUGAACUACUGGGAUAAGUUUAUCAAAAAGAAAGUGCGUGCAAAAUAUUCCGAGACCUAUGAUUUCGACUCGAUAUCAAACAUGCUGGGAAUGGAGAAGACAUCUUUUACUGCUCAAGAAGAGGAAGGCAACCGGGGUCUGUGGAAUUACAUUGUAAACAUAGACUGGCGUUACCAAGUGUGGAAAGCUGGUGUAACGAUAACUGACAACUCGUUCCUCUACUCUCUAUGGUACUUCAGUUUCUCCGUGAUGGGGAACUUUAACAACUUUUUCUUCGCCGCGCAUUUGCUAGAUGUCGCUGUUGGUUUCAAGACGCUGAGAACUAUCUUGCAGUCUGUCACGCAUAACGGAAAACAGCUGGUGUUAACAGUGAUGCUGUUAACAAUAAUAGUGUACAUAUACACGGUUAUUGCGUUCAACUUCUUCCGCAAGUUCUACGUGCAAGAGGAAGAUGACGAGGUCAACAAGAACUGUCAUGAUAUGCUGUCGUGCUUCGUGUUUAACCUGUACAAAGGCGUACGCGCAGGAGGUGGUAUUGGCGACGAACUGGAGCCACCAGAUGGAGACGAUUCUGAAGUGUACCGCAUCAUUUUCGAUAUAUCUUUCUUCUUCUUCGUGAUCAUUAUCUUGCUCGCUAUCUUGCAGGGUUUGAUCAUCGACGCCUUCGGAGAACUCCGUGACCAACUGGAGUCCGUGAAGGAAGACAUGGAGUCCAAUUGCUUCAUUUGUGGCAUCAAUAAGGACUACUUUGAUAAAGUUCCGCAUGGUUUUGAUACGCACGUGCAAAGAGAGCAUAAUUUAGCAAAUUACAUGUUCUUCUUGAUGCAUCUUAUUAACAAACCAGAUACUGAAUAUACAGGUCAAGAAACUUUUGUUUGGAACAUGUACACGCAGAGAUGCUGGGACUUCUUCCCUGUGGGAGAUUGUUUCAGGAAACAAUAUGAAGACGCCAUGGGAGAGUAG